This is a messenger RNA of Mucor velutinosus, 1485 nucleotides long. RefSeq lists its product as uncharacterized. Bases 1 to 1485 code for a protein of 494 amino acids. The record is from RefSeq and is a predicted model, not a curated record. The transcript is spliced from 2 exons. Gene Ontology annotation, molecular function: mRNA binding. Lineage: Eukaryota; Fungi; Mucoromycota; Mucoromycetes; Mucorales; Mucoraceae.
AUGAUGAUCAGUGAACCACAACCAUUCGCUCACCCUUUCAAUUUCAACGAUAUUCAAAGAGUCCACCCUCUGUCUGCUUCCCCUGGUUCUUCCGCCUUCUUUCGUGCAACAUCCCCUGUUCAAUCAACCUCAACUAAUAUGGAUGAUGUUACAACAAUAUUCGUAGUGGGAUUCCCCGAAGAUAUGGCCGAGAGAGAAUUCCAAAAUAUGUUUACAUUCUGCCAUGGCUUUGAAGCUGCUUCGUUGAAAUGGCAUUGCAAAGACCAGGACGACGAUUCUAUCCCCUCCUCAACCAACGGCAAAAAACAAAUGAUUGGAUUUGCUAGGUUUCGCACUCGUCUUGAAGCUUUGGAAGCAAUCGACGUCUUGAGUGGUAAAAAGAUAGAUCAAGAAAAAGGCACAGUGCUCAAAGCUGAGAUGGCCAAGAAAAACUUACACAUCAAGCGAGGAUCUGCCACCCAAACAUCCACCACAUCUUCCUCGACUACGACGUCCACUGCUGCGACAGUUGCCCCGCAAUCUGUUGCUGUAAACUCCACUACAAGCCCCAAUACAUCGCUGGUCGCCUCCUCUCUCGCUACUUCUGAAUCCUCCUCAUUGAAGAACAUGCAGCAACGUUAUGACUCUUUCUCUCCUUUACCAAGUGAUUUGCUCUCACCUCAAGAUUACAAAACUGAUUUAUUUAUUGAUCCAAACUUCAAUGAUUCCCUCUUUGGCAUUCGAUCUCAGUCUUUUGAUCAAGAUUUAGGUUUCAUAUCAUCUCGUGCAUUUGGCUUAGGUCCAACAUCUUCAUCCACCAUUCAACAGCAUCAGCAUCAGCAUAAUCUCUCAUCUCAUCAUCAACACCAACAUCAACAGCAUAUUCAACAACAAAAUCAAAAUACACAGCAACAACAGCAGCCGCAAAGAUUACCCAAAUUGAUGAACGACGCAGAUGAAUAUCACUACCUUUCAAAGUCUUCUCCUGUUCCCAAUGACACCCGUUUUGACAGCGCCAAUCUCCUGGAACAUGAUUUGAUGAGAAUGGGAUCUCUCUCGCUACUUACAAACAACUUGGAUUUGAGAUCUUCGCCUGGCAGUAGUAGUCUCUCAUCUCCAGUUCAACGUUUGCCCAACCCCGCUGAUCAAAACCCCCCAUGUAAUACCCUGUAUGUCGGCAACUUGCCACCCAAUACGUCUGAGGAGGAACUUCGUCAAGUAUUUUCACUCUGCAAAGGCUACCGUCGCAUGUGUUUCCGCACAAAGCCUCAAGGCCCCAUGUGCUUUGUCGAGUUUGAAGACAUUGUUUUCGCAUCUCAAGCUUUGAACGAAUUGCAAGGGCACAAUUUGACAAACUCCGUUAAAGGUGGCAUCCGCCUAUCCUACAGCAAAAAUCCAUUAUUCAUCAAGCCCAACAAGGAAAAUGGUUUAAUGAGCUUCAAGCAGAUGGGCAAUGUAUUGAUGUCUGAUCGUACAAGAGAUUUUAUGUUUGAUCCUCAGUUAUAA